AGAGGAGCGAAGUGUUGGAAUGCGGGCAGCUCUCGUGGACGCGCGCGCGCCCCUCCCAGGCGCGCUCCCGCCCCCCUGAGCAACACUGGACCGUUCUCUGUAUCACCUGCUCUUCUGCGGCGUUGAACCCAGCCUUUAGCUUUGGCUACUGGUAUUCCUGGUGCCAGGAAAUUGAGGAGGGGGGUCCCACCCGACUUCGUUCCUUGUGGAAGCCAUGUCCACUUUCCGCCAGGAAAAUGUGGAAGACCACUAUGAGAUGGAAGAGGAACUGGGCAGCGGCCAGUUUGCGAUCGUGCGGAAAUGCCGAGAAAAGAAGAGCGGCCUGGAAUACGCGGCCAAGUUCAUCAAGAAGCGCCGGCUGUCCUCCAGCCGCCGGGGCGUGAGCCGCGAGGAGAUUGAGCGGGAGGUGAACAUCCUUCGGGAGAUCCAGCACCCCAACAUCAUCACCCUCCACGACAUCUUUGAGAACAAGACGGACGUGGUGCUGAUCCUGGAACUGGUCUCGGGCGGGGAGCUCUUCGACUUCCUGGCCGAGAAGGAGUCGCUGACCGAGGAGGAGGCCACCCAGUUCCUCAAGCAGAUCUUGGACGGGGUCUACUACCUGCACACCAAGCGCAUCGCCCACUUUGACCUCAAGCCCGAGAAUAUCAUGCUCCUUGACAAAAACGUUCCGAGCCCCCGAAUUAAGCUGAUCGACUUCGGCAUCGCUCACAAGAUUGAAGCAGGGAACGAGUUCAAAAACAUCUUCGGCACCCCGGAGUUUGUAGCUCCAGAAAUCGUCAACUAUGAACCUUUGGGCCUGGAGGCAGACAUGUGGAGCAUCGGCGUCAUCACCUAUAUUCUCCUAAGCGGUGCGUCUCCGUUCCUGGGUGAAACGAAACAGGAGACUUUGACUAAUAUCUCUGCCGUGAACUACGACUUUGACGAGGAGUACUUCAGUAACACCAGCGAACUGGCCAAGGACUUCAUCCGGCGACUGCUGGUCAAGGAUCCUAAGAAACGAAUGACGAUUGAGCAAAGCCUUGAGCAUCCGUGGAUCAAGGUGAUCAAACGCCGGAACGUGCGCAACGAGGACAGCGGCAAGAAGCCGGAGCGCCGCCGCCUGAAGACGACGCGGCUCAAGGAGUACACCAUCAAAUCGCACUCCAGCAUGCCGCCGAACAACACCUACAUCAACUUCGAGCGCUUCUCCAAGGUCAUGGAGGAGGUGGCGGUGGCCGAGGAGGGCCUGCGGGAGCUGCAGCGGAGCAAAAGGUCCUUCCAGGAGGACAUUGAGGCCUUGCGCUCCAUCUACGAGGAGAAGGAGCUCUGGUACAAGGAGGAGAACGAGGCCAUCAGCCAGGACCUCCGGCAGAUCCGGCAGGAGAUGCAGAAGACCGAGGCCCUCAAGCGGCUGACCCAAGAGGAGGCCCGGAGCGCCUCGCUGGCCACCAACGGCCUCAAGCGGCGUUACCGGAAGCUGGAGAACCGCUACGAGGCGCUAGCCAAACAGCUGGCCACCGAGAUGAAGUUCGUGCAGGAGCUGGUGCGCUCCGUCGAGCUGGAGAAGUCGCAGAGCGGGGACGGGGAGUGCGGGAUCCGCUAACGCCGCCCUUUCGGGGCCCGGGUUCCGGUUCUGCCCCGCCCUCCCAGCAUUCCACGGCGCUCCCUAUUUAAUCCCGGCUUCCAAGACUCCGUAUCCCAUCGCGCAGCGCUGCCGCGGAGGGCGACGCCGCUGCAUGCUCGGCGCCUGGCGUCUUUCCCCGCCCGAAAAGUGCUUAUUUAAAUACGUUUCUUGUUCCCUGCCUGGCUGAACGGUCCUGCCCUGGCCGACGCGCGCCCUUCCUGGGGGGGGGACCCCUCUGCCGCGUCUCGCCGGAGGGGAUUCCGGCUGCGGACAGGGAAGCCGGAAGUCUUGUGUCCGGCCUCCGCCGUGCUUCUGCGAGGGGCGGGCGGGCGGCGUCGGAAAUGGGGGUGCAAAGGGGAUUGGUGAGAGUUUCAGGGCAGGGCCACUGUGUGUGUUGUGCGUGUGUGUCCGUCUGUCCCGCCGCCUAUCUCUGGCCAACCCCCCCCCAGGGCGCUUCGCCGGUUCUCCUUCGCUAGGAACCUUCCUGGGGUCUCUGGGACCGAGGGGGCGCUUACACACCCCACGUGUGAGGCGUUCUGGGCCCUGCAGGAGGUUUCGCUUCCCUUAACUCUGGGUUGUGGGUAGUGAAAGAUCAGAGAGAGGUAAGAAAAGUAGAGGCCCCCCCCCCCUCUCUCUCUCUCUUGUGGUUAGGAUGUGCGCGGGUAUAAAGGAACCACACUUCCAUGGGUUCCAAGCUGGGGUAUUUUUUCCUUUUAGUGAUGUGUCUGUGCUGCUUCAUUCCGAACUCUUCGUCACGUGGUACGCGUUCGUUGUUGUUUCUUCUUCC
Molecule: messenger RNA, 2393 nt
Organism: Elgaria multicarinata webbii
Lineage: Eukaryota; Metazoa; Chordata; Lepidosauria; Squamata; Anguidae
Gene: DAPK3
Product: death associated protein kinase 3
Exons: 9
Coding region: 215-1585 (456 amino acids)
Biological process (GO): intracellular signal transduction; positive regulation of apoptotic process; protein phosphorylation
Cellular component (GO): nucleus; cytoplasm
Molecular function (GO): protein serine/threonine kinase activity; ATP binding
Source: RefSeq, a predicted model, not a curated record